Messenger RNA from Contarinia nasturtii (swede midge), 1329 nucleotides. RefSeq names its product cyclin-dependent kinase 7 (gene Cdk7). Gene Ontology annotation, molecular function: cyclin-dependent protein serine/threonine kinase activity; RNA polymerase II CTD heptapeptide repeat kinase activity; ATP binding. Gene Ontology annotation, biological process: positive regulation of transcription by RNA polymerase II; protein phosphorylation. The transcript is spliced from 6 exons. The record is from RefSeq and is a predicted model, not a curated record. The coding region runs from base 135 to 1169 and encodes 344 amino acids. NCBI's taxonomy places the organism in Eukaryota, Metazoa, Arthropoda, Insecta, Diptera, Cecidomyiidae. Gene Ontology annotation, cellular component: transcription factor TFIIH holo complex; cytoplasm; nucleus.
GAAAUGACACUGACAGCAAGUUGAAUUUUUUUACACGAUUUAGAAACCAGCACAAGACCAGUCGUAUAAUAAACAUAUAUUUUUCUGUGAUAUUUAGUAAUUUACCACGAAAAUUGUUAAUUUUCUCUUCUCAAAUGCAUCACGCGGUGCGAUAUGAAAAAAUCGAUUUCUUGGGUGAAGGACAGUUUGCGACCGUAUACAAAGCACGCAAUACAGAAACCGAUGCCAUUGUUGCGGUGAAAAAAAUCAAAAUUGGUUCGCGAGAAGAGGCCAGAGAUGGUAUCAAUCGGACGGCACUGCGUGAAAUUAAAUUGCUGCAUGAAUUGCAGCAUGAAAACGUGAUUGGGCUGCUCGAUGUGUUUGGACACAAAUCAAAUGUAUCGCUGGUAUUCGAUUUUAUGGACACCGAUCUGGAAGUAAUCAUAAAAGAUCCAAAAAUUCCAAUCCUCACGCCGGCCAAUAUCAAAGCUUACAUGCUACAGACACUUAAAGGGCUAGAAUACUUGCAUAUGAAUUGGAUUUUGCACAGAGACUUAAAACCGAACAAUUUGCUGGUCAAUUCAAAUGGCGUACUGAAAAUUGGUGAUUUUGGUUUGGCCAAAUUCUUUGGCUCACCAAAUCGUAUUUAUACACAUCAAGUUGUCACACGGUGGUAUCGAUCACCUGAAUUGCUAUUCGGAGCCCGUCAAUAUGGCACUGGUGUUGAUAUUUGGGCUGUUGGUUGCAUUCUGGCCGAGCUAUUGCUGCGAAUCCCUUUGCUGCCAGGAGAAAGUGAUCUCGAUCAGUUAACUAGAAUUUUCACAAUGUUCGGAACGCCGACCGAACAAACAUGGCCAGAUAUUUCUCAACUACCGGAUUACAUACAGUUUAAGCAAUUUCCUCCGACGCCGUUGAAUCAUGUUCUGUCAGCGGCCAGUGAUGAUUUAUUACAGCUAGCAGAAUGUCUAUUUAAAAUGUAUCCAAUCCAGCGAUGUACCGCUACCGAAGCACUCAAAAUGGAAUAUUUCUCAAAUAAACCAGCACCAACACCGGGCUACCUCCUUCCUAUGCCAGUAUCAAAUAAAAACAAUACCGAUGAUGAAGAGCCCAAGCCAAGCAUCAAUUUGAAGCGCAAAAUUGAAGCUAUCGCUGAAGGUGUUUCUGUUCCGAAAAAGCGAUUGCAAUUCUAAACAUAAAUUUUAUAUAAAAAUACGCUUUACAUUAUAAUUGAAGUUCGACUCUUGUGUUCAAACAUGAAGUUUUUUCCUUGUUUCUAAAACAAAUUGUAGAAUUAAUCAUUAUCACACUUCCUAAAACUGAAUAAAUCUCGCUCUUUUUGUAUUUACCGAA